This is a messenger RNA of Drosophila grimshawi, 899 nucleotides long. Its product is annotated as antigen 5 like allergen Cul n 1. The coding region runs from base 34 to 816 and encodes 260 amino acids. The record is from RefSeq and is a predicted model, not a curated record. NCBI's taxonomy places the organism in Eukaryota, Metazoa, Arthropoda, Insecta, Diptera, Drosophilidae. The transcript is spliced from 2 exons.
AUUCACAGCAUUAGCUAGAACAUUUAACACAACAUGAAAGUCCUGAUCCUAUUGACUGCUCUGACAGGAAUCGUUGUAGCUGUGGACUACUGUGCCCUGCCCACCUGUCUGGACAAGCACGUUGCCUGCAACAACAAGGGAACCUUCAGUGAAGAGUGUCCCAAGGAUGUGCGUGAGGUAAAGAUCGAAAUGCACCAGAAACUGAUUCUAUCCCUGCUCAAUGAGCUGCGCAACAAAGUCGCUGGCGGCGCCAUUGAGGGUCUGCCCAAGGCGGCGCGCAUGGCCAAGAUGUCAUGGUGCGAGGAGCUCACCCACCUGGCCAAGUUCAAUGUGAAGACCUGCCAAUCGUUGCCGGACAAGUGUCGCAGCACAGAACGCUUCGCCUAUGCCGGCCAGAACAAUGCCAUUUUCAGCUACAGCGGUGCCGAGUCCGAGUACACCGAUGCAGAGAUCAUCAAGGAGCAAAUCGAGAAUUGGUUCAGCGAACGCUCGAACGCCUCUCCCGAUAUGCUCGCCAGCUUCCCCGAGGAGUUGCCCAACAAGAAUGUGGCUAAAUUCAUUAUUGCCAUCUCCGAGAAGAACACACAUUUGGGCUGUGCCGCUGUCCGUUUCUCCCGCGAUUACUACAACCACUUUGUGCUCACCUGCAACUUUGCCACCACAAACGUUAUCGGUCAGCCUGUCUACACUCCCGGCGAGAAGUCUGCCUCCGGCUGCAAGAAUCGCUAUGGCGCCGCCUUCGACUAUCCUAAUCUGUGCUAUGCCAAGGAAAUCUACGACAACGACAAAAUCGUCUCCGAGAUCAGACUGUUCUAAACUGUUCCUCAGGCCAACUGACCUUAGACAGACUAAUACAUCUAAACAGAAAUGAAAAUAAAUCGCUGACGAUUUGAAUAAGA